AUGAUCAGUUUUAAGGCAUUUUUAGCCAUCUAUUUAUUUGGUGGUAUAACGUUUUUACCGUUAGCCUUGAUAGCUGCAUAUUUUAUACAUAAACAAUUGAAAACCAUUCAACUUCAAGAAGAAAACCAACUCCAAGAGACCAAGAAUGCUGAAGAUGAAAGGCUAUUAUUUGAAAAGGUCAGUCCUGAUUUCAAAGUAGGUAAUAUUGAAGAAGCCAAAGGUGUAGAAGUUACCCAAAAGGGUUGGUUAUCCGUUACUAAAGUGUAUUAUUAUCAUUCGAGUGACUUCAUGGACAUGAUCAAUAAGAAUGAUCCAAAUUUAGUCGUUGACAUUUCUAAUCACACUAUUAAUGAUGAAAUUGUACCAGAAAGAAGUCAAUUAAAGAAAAAAAAUAAAUUCUUUGCUAUUUUGAGACAUGGGAAUUUGUUUCUUUACAGAGAUGACAAUGAAAAAAAUAGCCAUUUGGUUCAUGCUAUUACUUUACAAAAUAGUUUUGUCACUCUAUGGCCACGUAAUCCAAAUAAUGAAUCAUCCGAUGGUUCACUUUUCACAAAGAGAACCUGUAUUUCAAUUAUUAGAAAUACAGAUGAAUUGAUUGAUAAAUCCACCAAUAAAUUAAAUUUUGAUUCUCUAACAAAUAAUUCCUCCGUUACAUCUGAUUCUACACCUUCUUCUUCAAAUCAAUUUUUCUUAUACUUCGACAAUAAUACAGAAAAGGAAGAUUGGUAUUUUAAGUUGAUCAAUGCUUCUAAGAACAAUAAGACUAAACAAAAGAAUAUAAACCCAUUAUUAGAUUCCAAUUUGACUGCGAAUACAGCUCAUUUGAACACUCGUGAUAUGCUGUAUUUAAUUCAGACUUUGAAUUCCACUGAAGGCCAAUUAUCUACUAAAUGGUUAAAUGCUUUGAUAGGCCGUAUAUUUUUGUCGUUACAACAAACUAAUACUUUAAAUGAUUUAUUACGUGAUAAACUUUAUAAGAAAUUAACUAAAAUUAAUACUCCUGGUUUCUUAGAUGAUUUUGUCAUUGAAAAAGUUGAUGUUGGCAACGCUGCACCAAUGAUUACAAACCCCAAAUUAUUUGAAUUAUCUCCUGAUGGAUUGACCAAAAUUGGAUUUGAUUUAAUCUACAAGGGAAAUUUGACUCUGAGAAUUGCUACAAAGGCUCAAAUCAAUUUGGGUUCAAGAUUUAAACAAAGAACUAUCUCAAUUAAAUUAGAAGUGAAAUUGAAAGAAAUGUCCGGUCCAAUUUUAAUUAUGAUUAAACCACCGCCAUCAAACAGAAUUUGGUAUACCUUCCAAUCAGAACCUACCAUUGAUAUCGAUGUCGAACCAAUUGUCAGCUCUAAUAAAUUGAAUUAUAACGUCGUUACAAACACAAUUAAAAGUAAAUUUGCAGUGGCAAUCAAAGAAUCUUUGGUUUAUCCAUUUUUUGAUGAUAACGUAUUUUAUACAACUCAAGAUGAUAUCUUUAGAGGUGGUAUUUGGGAAAAUUAUGACUCAGUUAGAAAAGUAAGUGAACAAUUAAAUAAAGAAAAAUUGCAUGGUGAAGCUACUCAAAUUUUAAAUUCAGCUACUACUUCUACUGCUACUACUGCUACUACUACUAAUGAUUUAAAUUUAAUGGAUUUACAAAAUGAAAAUGAAAAUUCUAAUGUGAAUUCAUCCUCUAUUAAUUCUACGCCAAAAAAAAGUGAUGCAAAUGCUUCAUUAGAUGGUUCAAUUACAGGUCUUGAGCCCAAUGAUGAUUCAAAUUCAUUUUCUGACAAAGUAGAUACUGUAUCUACCAGUAGUACUUCUCCAUUAAAAAAACGUACUUUGGAAAAAGUUGGCUCAUUGAGAAAAGUGCUACAUAAUAAAAAACACGGCAUUAUUAAAUCUUCCACUGAUAUGAAUGACGAAUCUGAGACUUAUUCCGCAGACCAGACCUCUAAUAAUAAUGAUAGUCAAGUAGAUGAUUUUGAUCAGAAUGAUGACCAAGAUGAUCAACAAAAUACAGAUGAUCAACCAUUGAUUAACGAUAAAGAUUUAACUCGUCCAGCUAUAAUGUCUAGUAAGAAUAUUUCUACAUCGAGCUUGCAAACGGAUAACCGUAGUACUUCGGAAGAAACUUCAAAUGGUAACCAAUCUAAAAAAUAUUUUAAAAAUUCAAUGAAAAAAUUUGGCAAAUGGUAUAAAGAAACAGUCAAGGAUAAUAAUUCCACUUCAAUCUUCAAUUCCAAUUCCAACUCCAAUUCAAAUUUAAACUCAGAAAAUAACCAAUUAAACAACUCUUCAUCAGAGAAAAUAGAAGAAACUUCUUCUUCUCCCUCUCCUCUCCCUUCCAGCACCUUAAUAAACCAAGAAAAUAAAGAAGAAUCUUCAACUGAAAAAAAGAGUGCAUCUACUCCAAAUUUAAAUAGACCUGAACCACCAAAGAUGAUUACAAAUAGAAGAAGACCAGUACCAAAAAUUCCAGUCUCUAUUCCAUCUCAAGUAGCAGAAACCGGAAUGAAAAUUCAAACUUCUCCCAUUCCAACCUCCACUGGAAUGUUUGUUAAUCAAGAGAAAACACCAUCUCCACAAGUUGAAUCUGUGAGGACCUCUUCUUUCCCAACACAGGCUUUUCCUCAAGGGUUUGUAAAAGCCCAAGCUAAUGAGGAAUUAAACCCUCCUUUAUACGAUACCCAAUUAGAAUCUCCACAAGCAGCUGAACUCUCCUCAAAUCAAAACCUAGAAGAGAAUAUAUAA
Molecule: messenger RNA, 2727 nt
Organism: Henningerozyma blattae CBS 6284
Lineage: Eukaryota; Fungi; Ascomycota; Saccharomycetes; Saccharomycetales; Saccharomycetaceae
Gene: NVJ2
Product: Nvj2p
Exons: 1
Coding region: 1-2727 (908 amino acids)
Biological process (GO): phospholipid transport
Cellular component (GO): endoplasmic reticulum; ERMES complex
Molecular function (GO): lipid binding
Source: RefSeq, a predicted model, not a curated record